AUGGGUUCUGGAAGCUCCAAGCCGCAAGGCUCGCCAUAUGUCUUUGCUGCAGACAGCCCUGUCAGCUUCUCACCAUCUGUAGUCGACUCGCUGCAAAACAGUCCCGAGACCGACUCGACCCGCCAGCGCAACCUCGACCUCCAAAUCCAACAGCGCGUGACAGCAGAACUCGAGCGCAUCCGCGAAGAAGAAGCCAAACGCCUCGCCCAAUAUACCUCCACCCUCACCCCCACCUCCGACGACUCCUCAGACUCUUCUUCCCCCUCCUCCUCCGACUCUCCCUCCAUCAAAGACAAAAUCUCCUCUGCCCUCACACCUUCGUCAUCGCAAAACAAGGAUCGCAGCAACGACAGCGUGUCCAAAGAAGUCGCCGAACUGCGUAGCAAACUCGAGCGUCGCAAGAACCUCGACAAGACUGAUGUGGCUGUGGAAAAGGCAAAGGAGGGGCUCGUGCAGUGUUUGAGGUUGAAUGAUCGUAGACCUUUGGAUUGCUGGGAGCAGGUUGAGACGUUCAAGGCAGAGGUUGCUAAGCUCGAGGCAAAGUUUGUUGAUAGAGCUUUGCGAUGA
Molecule: messenger RNA, 567 nt
Organism: Aureobasidium subglaciale EXF-2481
Lineage: Eukaryota; Fungi; Ascomycota; Dothideomycetes; Dothideales; Saccotheciaceae
Exons: 3
Coding region: 1-567 (188 amino acids)
Source: RefSeq, a predicted model, not a curated record